AGAUCAAAUGUUACUGUUUGCAGAUGCUCAUAAUGUGAUGUGAUAUUUGCCAAAAGCCUUGAGCCUCCAACAGUGUCAGAAAAUCCGAUACCACAAAAAGAACAAGUUCUAAAUGUGCAAAAAUGUUCUCCCAAAUCUGAGGGAGGAGGGAUGCUAAAUAGCUAAACCAACAGCAGCAGAACACGAAACCGAGAGAGACAGAGAGAUAUCCCCAGAGUCAAGUUCUGAUUACGCGAUGCAUGUGAAUUAUAAAAGGAAUAUGAACGGGCAGCCGUUGAGUGCCGAUAUGAGCAAUCGGAUCAUUAAUCUGACGACUGGCAAGAACUGCAGCACUUCAUCCACAGAUUCUGGUGUCAUACUCAUCGAUAAUGUGCCUAACUUCAAAGCUGAGGGACCAAUGACCAAAGAUACGAGUAGCAGCAGCGAUGAGGAGCCCCAGUCAAGACCCAAGGCGGAAGCGAAUACGAAGUCACAGGAUCCCAAGCUCAUUAGCAUCGAGCAUACAAUAAAUAUCAGUCAGAGUAAAGGGGCUAAGACCUCGCCCACUCUCUCCAUUCGGAGUACGACUAUCUCGAUUGUGUCCAUCGAUGAGAAUGCCCUCGAUUCCAGCUGCAUUGAUAGCGACUCCGAUGUCGAGGGCAGCCACGAUGACUGCACGGUCCAGAAGCUAGGCCAGCAGAUCAGUUACCCGCCCAACUGCAGCUCCCAGCUUCGUGACCUUAACCAGGGCCUGACCCUAAUAAGUCGUCAGGUGACACCGGGCCAGACCGAAGUGCCGCCACCCACAGCCUCCGAGGCUGGGGCCAUGGCCAAGCAGCUGCUCAACGGGAGCCUGGCCUUGGCCACCCCCACCCAAACCGGGCCCAAUUCGCCGCAGGGCAUCGGCAGCAUAGCGCUGACCAACUCCACAGACGUGACCUUCGGGGACAAGCACUUCUAUGAGGGUCCCGUCACGAUACAACAGUUUCUCAUCGACAAUCGGGACAAGUGGAAACCCGGCGAUUGCGCCGAUGGCGGUUUGGGCGCUGGCCAAGAUAAUCCCGCCUUCAAUGGUCGCCCCCAGGCGAAUGGCACUCCAGCGGGUUCCAAGCUUGAUGAUCCUGGUCAGCAGGCGCCUAUGCUCUGUCCGUAUCUGCCAAAUACCAUAAGUCGCAAGGCCAUCAGCAUAACGGUGGCAUUUGUAUUGUUAACAACACUAUUGGGCAUCAUUUUGGCCACCACAACGAACCUCUUUGGCAAGACGUUGAACAAAACUGACUUUGAUGUCAUCGACAAUGGCACCCUAGUCAUGCUCAAAGUUGCCGAAUGGGGUGGUAAGCCCCCCAAGACCACUCUAGAUCCCUUGGACCUGCCAGUUCAUCGUGUAAUCAUCUCACACACAGCCGCCGAAGGCUGUGAAUCGAGGGAGAUCUGCUCGAAUCGCACGCAGGUCGUUCAGUCCUUUCACGUAGACAGCUGGGGCUGGGAUCAUAUCGGUUAUAACUUUCUUGUGGGCGGCGAUGGACGCGUCUACGAGGGACGCGGCUGGGAUCGAGUGGGUGCCCACACCAAGGGCUAUAAUAAAGGCAGCAUAGGUAUCUCCUUCAUUGGUACCUUUACGGCUAUAAGGCCAGCAGAGAGGCAGCUCAAGGCCUGCCAGCUCCUGAUUUCCGAGGGAGUGCGUCUCAAGAUGCUGGCCCCCGACUUUCGGCUAUACGGACAUCGACAACUAAGUGCCACCGAGAGUCCCGGCGAGGAGCUGUACAAAAUCAUCCAAAAAUGGCCACAUUGGUCUCACGACAUAUAGUUUAGAUCUAAGUUUAGUUAAGUUUUGUUUAAUGGAAUGGCUUAUAUAUUAUCUAUGUUCAAAUAGAGUCUAUCUACACACUCACACAAGGAAAAGCCCAUUUGCAUUUUCAUUUUCAACACAAAAAAAAUUACCUCAUCCAUUCGUUUCCUGUUGGAACCUGUUCCGUCACGGGUUCUCGUUUUGUCCAAAACAACAACAAAAAAUGUGUCCAAAAGUGUUGCCUAAAGUUGAGUUGAAUGGAAUAUAUGACAUGUAUGUACUCUACUCUUCUUAUCACUUCCCCUACUACUCCCCAAACGGC
Molecule: messenger RNA, 2090 nt
Organism: Drosophila persimilis
Lineage: Eukaryota; Metazoa; Arthropoda; Insecta; Diptera; Drosophilidae
Gene: PGRP-LC
Product: peptidoglycan-recognition protein LC
Exons: 4
Coding region: 236-1786 (516 amino acids)
Biological process (GO): peptidoglycan catabolic process
Molecular function (GO): N-acetylmuramoyl-L-alanine amidase activity; zinc ion binding
Source: RefSeq, a predicted model, not a curated record